GCUUCUAAAAACCCUGCUCUUCUCGUACUGUCACUCAAAGGUCAGGGGGAGGUACGGGAAUGUGAGGAGAUUUUUCAGGUUCACAAAGACGGCCAUCUAGCGCUGCUUUGUUCACGGCCUAACUGCCACGAAAAGAAAUACGCGAACGAGCCGAAGCAAAGUCGUGUUCAGAGCAACACCUCAUGGGUUGGUGGUCUGCAGAAAACCGUUGACGACGAACUGCUUCUACAGUGCUGCGAAUACGACCUUAUGGAAAAGUACGGCCAAUUGAUGUUCAGCAAUGUGAUCGUUCGACGAGGCGAGUUUUUCGAAGCUGAAGAGAAGUACGAUAAAAACGAUGAGGAUGUCAUUUACUUCGACUUGAUCUCAAAUAUCCGGCGGGACUAUGACGAGAAAGGGGAAUUCUAUUCGUUGACGAUAUAUCGAUACUUUUGUGGGAGAAUUCCUGACACACCACCUGAAUGGUACAUGAAGAAGAACUGGCCGUACUGGCCAGAACAAGAAAAUCUUGGUUCCUAG
Ostertagia ostertagi is the source of this 519-nucleotide messenger RNA. The record is from the annotation of a GenBank genome assembly. NCBI's taxonomy places the organism in Eukaryota, Metazoa, Nematoda, Chromadorea, Rhabditida, Trichostrongylidae.